This is a messenger RNA of Paramecium pentaurelia, 2523 nucleotides long. The record is from the annotation of a GenBank genome assembly. Lineage: Eukaryota; Ciliophora; Oligohymenophorea; Peniculida; Parameciidae.
AUGGGAAAUUAGAUCAAUGUAAAGGCAAAAUUUGUGAAUUUAUUGAAAUAAGAAGAAGAAAAUGCAUUAGCAGAAGAAUUGAAAUCUAUACUGCUUCUUGAUAUCUCUCAAGAAGAUUAUCUUAGUGCUUUUUAUCCUUCAGACAUUAGGGAUAUAUUAAAAUAAUCUCCAAAAAGGAUAUUAGGCAUAAUCCACUAUUUACAUUAAUUUCUUUGUGAUACAUAAACUGAUUUAGCAUCUCAUAUUCAAUAUAGAUAAUGGAAGAACAGUUUAAGAAUAUUAACUUCAAUAAUCCCAGUUUUAUAUGAAGAAUAAUUUAAAGAACAAAUGAAAGAGAUACUGUGGUAUACUAAAAUUCCUAAGCCUAAUGAGGAAAUUUAAGAACGAGACCCUCCACUUAUAAUUUCAUUACUUUCUAGAUUAUUUUAAAUGUCCUUCCAUUUUGGAUUUACAAUUGAUGCUUUAGAAUAUAAUGUAUUUAUAAUAACUAAUUUUAAAAGGAAUCAGUUAUAAAGAAUGAUACACUCUUACAAUAUUUUGCAUAAUAUUAUCAUGAUGUAUGGAAUUCUUAUAAAUUAUAAUUUGGUUAUAUAUGGAAGGGUUUUAAUCCUUAGUGUAAAUAUCCAAAUGAUAUAGCAAAAUAUUUCGAAAAUCGCUAUCUUGUUUUAUCUUGUAUAUUUUCUUUAGUUAGUUCAACAUUAUUUACAUCAUAGUUUUUUUUUGAAUAAGAAAUUCAUGAAAUAAAUGAAGAAAACAAAGAUGAAAACAAAGAAAAAAUAAAUCAACCUGAAUAAGAAAUUAAUGAAUAAUUUUAAGAAUAAUAAACUCAAGAAUAAUAAAAUAAACAAACUAAUCUUAAUAAUGAAACAAAAAUUCAAAAAUUAUUAGUUUAAACUCCUAAUGCUGCUUUGUUUACAUUACAAAAAAUACAAUUUUUCCCAGAAUUAUUUGUUUCAAUGAUAGCAUUUUCAUUAUUCUCAACUGAAAGAAUCAAAUAAUUUCUCAGAGGUUUAGUCAACAUGCCCAAUUAAAUUGAAGAUAAUCUUUAAAAUUUAUGUUUAAAGUUAACAUCUCUUAUAAUAGGAGGAUAGGGUAUUUUACAUUAAAAUAAAUCAUAGGUUUUGUAUCUAAAGAGAUAUUGCCUCUUGAAAAAGAAUUUGAAGAGAUGGUCAAAGCAAAAGAGCACUUUCAACUAUAUAACAUUCCAUUCCCUUAGUUUAUUAAUCUACCUUAACAAGUGUAGGAAGGAAUAAUAGUUUAGUUAACAUAAAAAUUUUAUUCUUAUUACAAAUCUUAAUAAUAAUUUAUAAGAGGAACCUUUGAAAAAUAAUUAUCCAAUUUUGAAAACUGUUUCAUUUUUUUAAGUUAUUUAUCCUCAAAAACUGAACAGAAUGGUAUUUAUAAUUAUAUAUUAAAAUAGUCCCAAAUCUAAUGAUUGUUUUUUUAUUGUCUUACUUCAACCAAAAAAAAUAUAUUAAAAAAGUAUCUUUAAAGAUACUUAAAUUGUUAAGUGCUUAACCAUAAUUAAAUAGAUAAUUAUGUGUUUAGUAAGAAUUUACUUUGACAUUUACAGAUGCUCCUGUAAUAAUAGGUACAUGGGGAGACUUGUUGAUUACAGCAUUGUGUAAUACAGUUUUGAAGGAUUUAUAAUCAAUUAAAGAAAAUAAACUAUUAGAAAUAUCUUAAAUAUUAUUUAAUAUAUCAUCAGAGAUUGGAAAAUUGAAUAUCGAAAGUUGUUAGAUAAUUUGUAAUUUAAUUAAAAAAUUGGCAAACUAUGAUUUUGUAUUAAAAUCUCCAGAUAUCUUAAUUAGUUUAUAGAAUUUAAUAGGAGCUGUAUCUUAAAUGAUUUACUUUUUUCCUGAUGAAAAUUUUGAUCUUAUAUAUAAUUUAAUUAAGAUUAAGGAUAGUGUGAAAUUUAUUCAUGAAUUAUAAGUCACUUAAAAGAAGCUUUAAGUAUGGUGGGGUAAGUAUGCUCCUCAUAAUCCAAUUGUUAAUUAGAGUUUCAUUAAGAGUCAGUAAUUUUAAAAUGAUGUUCAUGAUAUAAGGGAAUCUUAAGUAAGAUCUAUCACUCAAUAAUAAUAAGCUAUUAAUUAAAAGAAAUAAUCUAAAUAAUUUUAACAAGAAGAGAUAUAAAGUUUAUCACAAAUGGAAUAAAUUCAAUCAGAUAGACUAUAAAGACCCUCUAUUGAAUAAGAUAAAUAUUUUGGAUAAUGGAAAUGUUUCAAUUAAGAAUCAUUAAAACAAUUUGUUCCUUUAAAUAGUUUAGUGAAAUUACUUGAAAAUCUAUUUAAAUUGUGUUUGGAUCCAACGGAUGAAACACAAUUAAAAAUAGUAUUUUAAUCACAUGAUUUACGAUCUUUGAUGAUUAAAUAAUUGAGCUUUUAAAUAACAGUUGAUAAAUUUAAAAUAUUCAAAACUUUAACAAAAUAAAUUUGGUUAAAUUGCCUAAGAAAUUCUGAUAAAUUUCCUUAUUUUGAAAAGUCUUAAUGUCCAUGUUUUAAUCUAUCAUGUGUAGAGAAAUGA